CUGUGGCCAAGGUGAAUGCCGGCACACUGUGGAAGCGCACGGCCCCGCUCCGGCCCCCGCUGGUGCUCACAUAGGCCUGGACCGGCCCGCAGGGGCAGUGGAUCCUCACGGGGGUGUCGGGGCCCCCAGGGGCCCUCGGUACUAUCCCAUAAUCCACAGCGAAGCGGCCGAGGGCGAUGACGGCGUGGCCGCACAUGGUGCUGUAGCCCUCGGUGUGGAUGAAGACCGCCCCCAGGUGGGCCCCGGGCUCCUCGCUCGGUACCAGCAGCACGCCGUACAUGUCGCGGUGUCCCCGGGGCUCCAGGAGGAGCAGCCGCCGCAGCCAGUCCGCCUUGUCCCGCAGCCAGCGCCGCCUCUCCAGCAGGCUGCCGCCCUCCGGCACCGGGGCCCCGCUCAGCACGAUCCGCACCGGCUCGCCCCCCGUGUGCAUGUCCACCACCGACAGCACCGGCCCAUCGUGCGGCGGCAGCUUCACCGCCGACAUCCCUGGAUACCGGGAGCACGGCAACGGGCGCAGGCUGACUACGUCAUCAGCGGGAGGCCGCGGCCGCCAUGUUUGUUGGUGGCAGGCCCGGUAUUAGGCGGGUUACAGGCUGUGAGUACGGUGUGUGUGACUGUGUGUAACGCGGAUAUGGAAUACUGUGACCAAAACUGACAGGAAUUCCAUGGCUAAUGGGAGGGACAGUGCGAUGGCUUGCCCACAAUAAAGAUGGCCGCCGCGGCUCUCGCCAUUACCUUCCUGGACUGAGAUCUCGCGAGACAACGAGACCCGGAAGUGGAGGUUAUGUCAGCAGCAGAGACACAGUGUGAGCUUCUCAGGGAACCCAGAGAGGAGCCCAAUGGGUGAGUGACAUAGCAACACAGGGCAAUCACCAUGGAAACCAUAGAACCAACAGCCCCCCACUAUCAAUCACCAUGGAAACCAACAGCCCCCCCCAGUAUCAGUAGUCACCAUGGAAACCAGCAGCCCCUGUAUCAAUCACCAUGGAAACCAUGAAAUUAACAGCCCCCCUGUAUCAAUCACCAUGGAAACCAUAGAACCAACAGCCCCCCUGUAUCAAUCACCAUGGAAACCAUAGAACCAACAGCCCCCCUGUAUCAAACACCAUGGAAACCAUAGAACCAACAGCCCCCCUGUAUCAAUCACCAUGGAAACCAUGAAAUUAACAGGCUCAAACUUCAUAAUCUCAGCCAAUCCAAAGCUUUCCCAUAUUUAUAUUUAAAAUAAAUGCGUCAGCUGACACUUUUAGGCUAUUGAGUGGACAAUAGUGAGUUUAUGUUCUUGCUUUUGCUAAUGUUGCUAUCUUGUUGUUUUCUUCAGCUGUGGAUAUACAAAGAACAUGCUUUGGCCUUUAUUGUGGGAAACCAAUUGUGGCAAUCAAUGGAACAACUGAAAUCUAUGGAGAUUGUGGGGUAAAUUCUUCUGACAGUUUUCUUGCCUGCCUUUGAUUAGAAAUAUAAGGAGAAAAAUAGACGGAACACAGGUUUUCAACAUGAGCCUAUGGGAAUGCCAGCUGACGGUUUGGCAAAGAGGAAUGAAUGUUUGUCUCCUAAAGAUUUAUAAUCCUUCAAGAAGUUUGUAUGUGCAGUCCUGUAGAUGUGCUGUUAAUUUGAAGUAUGUUUUUGUUUAUUCAUUUGCAUUUUCAAGUUUAUACGUGUGUUAUAAAUAAAUUAGAUUAGCGUUGGCAUGCAAUCCCUGGGCAGAAAUUGAGGUUUGUUCUUAUGAUUUUUUUUUAAGGUUUGCCCAAGAGGUCAGAGGACGAAUAUCACAACUAAAAUCUGUCAGAAAUGCAUGGAGUCCCCUGAGCUGUAUGACUGGCUGUACCUUGGGUUCAUGGCCAUGCUGCCAUUAAUAUUACAUUGGUUCUUUAUAGAAUGGUAUUCUGGUAAAAAGAGGUAUGUAGUACUUUUUACUUUUAAAUAUAGAUUUCAUAUUAUUAUUAUUAUUAUUAUUGUUUUUUUGUUACCUGUAUAAAGCAUGUUAUUAACCCCUUAAGGACACAACUUCUGGAAUAAAAGGGAAUCAUGACGGAAUAUUUCCGUCAUGUGUCCUUAAGGGGUUAAAGUGCUCUAAUCAGAGGCUUCCUCAGUUGCCUGAGGAGGCAACUGAGGAAGCCUCUGAUUAGAGCACUUUAAUUCACCAAAUUUUGGGAGGAUAUCAAAUCUUUGAGCAUUACAAGCAAUAAAAAGAAGGAAGUGGGUCCCUCUAGUACCCACAGAGCCCCUCCCCUUGAGCCUUCAUAUUGGCUCCAUGUUUAACAAACUCUUAUAAGGACCAAUUUAUUAUUAUCGCUAUUGGAAGAACCCCCCUUCCAUAAGGAUCAGUUCGCUACAGCAACUUUUGGCGAUUUUAUGUUGUGCAUAUACUCCACCUUAUACCGUAUGUAUUAGUCUAUGUUUGUGUGGGGAUAAAGGGAAAACCCACAAUAAGGUGUUUUAGAGUAUUUGUCACUUUAUGUUAAGUGUCACUCAUUGGGAUAUUGUUCUACCAGUCAUAACAGUAGCCACCUAGCCUGUUUAACUUCUUCACUAUACACACGGUUAUGCCUACUCACACGUCUCUCAUGAUCCUUAAACCUUCUAAAAAUGUGCAGUCAUCUUAAUGUCAUGCCUGUGGUUAACCAUGUUCUUAUUUCGGCUUACUAGUGCUGUCGUGACACUGUAAGCUUGUCUGUUAUAAUGUGCACAAUAAAAUAAAGAAUUAAAAAAAAAAAAAUGGAGGUUAUCUCACAUGGGAGGAUGGAAGCCAAAAUAUCAACAACAGUUAAAACUGUGGGGGUAGGAGAGAGGGGACCGGGAAAGGUGCUAGAACCCAACUGUAGGAGGUUUCAAUAACCCAAGGAGGAUUUGGGGAUAAGAAUUGGGAAGCGAAACAUGUUGUAAAUUAAACAGGAAAGGUGGAGUUGGUUUAAAUAGAAUUGUGGUGUUUGCAAAGAGGUACACUGAGAGAUCAUUGGUAAGACAACAAUUGGUCCAGAGUGUCUGAAAGUGGGACACAGAGGAGCCAGAAAAUGAUACUGAAUGUGGUAGAAAUGGAUCUGAAUGGGAAUCGAGGGAUCUGUAGGUGCCUGAUGUGGACAAAUAUGAAGCUGUAGAAGUGCCUCACUUUUGGAAGUACAGAUCUGAUUCUUUUAACUAGUACCUUGAAGUCACUUUACUGUGAGUGUAUCACUGAGCAACCUUGGAGCUGCACAUGAUCGUUUCCCAACCAUUUCUGCAAGUACAAUGUUUAAUCUGUUCUGUAUACACGGUCAUUUUUCAGUAGAGCAAUGUGUACAUUCACCCUUCCUUUAUUUUGAGUGUCCAAUCUAUUCUAAUACUUUGUCUGAAGUAUUAUAACACACUAAUUAUCAAAACGUUUGCAGAAUUCCCAGACAAGUAAUGGUGGAAAGUCUUGUUGUUUCUGUGUAUAUUACCAAUCUCCACCAUAAAAGUUUCAUUAAACAUUACAGGUUAUAACAAGUUUUGUGUUCUGUCAGUGAUUAGAAUGAGCAAAUAGUUCUAUCUAUACUGAAUCUGAACAGUACGCUAAGCAUAUAUUUAUUUUAUUAUAGUUCCAGUGCCCUUUUCCAGCAUAUCACGGCCUUGUUGGAAUGUACCGCAGCUGCCCUGAUUACGUUACUUGUGAAUGAACCCGUUGGGUAUCUCUACAUUCGGUCCUGUCGGGUCCAGAUGCUUUCAGAUUGGUACACGAUGCUUUACAAUCCCAGCCCUGAUUACGUGAACACUAUUCACUGCACGCAAGAAGCUGUCUAUCCCCUGUAAGCUUUUAUUUGAAUGCACACUUUUGUGAAAGUAACUAAAUUUGUAUUUUGUUUUGUUAUAGAAGUAUAGUUUAUCCAUGCGUGUGGUUAGUUGGGGGAGUUACGUGUUUUAAAACAUGCCAUUUUAUUCAGGAAGUCUCCAGGUUUUCGUGUAAAGCCACGCUGUGCUGGUUCAUGUCUUUCAUUCAUUUCUACCUGCAGCAAAAAAACUAACAUUUUUACAUAUGAUCAGCAGAGGGGUCAAAUGAUUCCAUAUAAAAAUUGGAAUAUCCCAUUGCAGUAGCAGAGACUGUUACGUGCCAUUACGUGCCAGCAGACAGUGACUAAGCUUCCCUGAGCCACUUUCUGAUCUGAUCUAAUCUUGCUGCUAAUGCUGGAAAGUCUCCAAGCUAGCAGCAAAUGCAGGAACUUCGAAUGGGAUUACGUUUUUUUUUUUAUCUGCCUAUUUUAAGCACAUUAUCUCUAUUAUGCAUUCAAAAUGGGGGUGAUCUCCAGCCUUGACUGACCCCCUAUAUUUGUGUAUAUUUGAUAGUGAUACAUCUCAAAAUUCUGAUAUAAAUUGGCCAAUAAAACAGCAUUUCCCUUUUUAUCAUAACUUUUUAUAUAUUUUACUUUUGUCUCCCACAGAUACACUAUUGUGUUUAUUUACUAUGCAUUUUGCUUGGUGCUGAUGAUGCUUUUGAGACCUCUUUUGAUAAAGAAGAUUGCCUGUGGACUGGGGAAAUCUGAUCGGUUUAAAAGCAUCUAUGCUGCGCUUUACUUUUUUCCCAUCUUAACUGUGAUACAGGCAGUAGGAGGCGGCCUGUUGUGUAAGUCACUGUACAUGUUUCUGAGAUAUAUUAGAAUAUUUUUUUAGUCUGUAUCAUAUAUUACCAUAUUUGUUUUCUGACCUGUGUGGAUGUUAUCUACCAAUUGAGAUUAAUUUUAAUUACCUUCAGACUUUCAUUAAUGUUACGUAUUUGGUUCCAAAUCUCAUUCCUAAACAUAGUACCUCCAGCUAGAUCUACAUCGUUGCAACAUCCACCGAUCUGUACCACCGCUCCUGAGUGAAUGUUAGGAUCCAACGAUUCUGGAAAAAAGUCACGAUUACCUCAAUUCUUCACUCUAAUUUAACUUUUACCAGCUUAGUUAAAAUCAAAUUUAAAAUUCACUCAAACACAGCAGUCCAGUGGUCCCACACUCCAAUUCAAAUUGCUCCAUGUCAGUGUCUUAUGAAUAAAAAAAUAAAUGUAUUUUCUAGAAUUGGAGGGUGUUUAUUAAUUCAUUAGGCUGUGUAUUACAUAGUUACAUAGGCGGAAAAGAGCCAUGUGUCCAUCAAGUAUUAUGUAGGACAUUUCUUGAAACAUUUACUCACUGGUACUCAGCACAAGUGGUGGCGGCUCAUCAACCGGUCAGUCUAUGAUAAAUAACCCUUCUAUAGACUUGUCUACCUGCAGGCUGAUGUUCAAUAUCACAGACUUUAUCGGCGGAUUUGGACAGAGGACAAUGAGGGUGGGCAUCAUGAUACUCUAUUGUUCCAUUUAUCUUGUAUGUUUGUGAGAUUUAUGUAAGAGGCUAUGGCCAAUUAUGAACGGGGAUCUGAUAAUUAUCAAAUUACACGGCUUCUCUGCCUUAAUUGAACGCUGUUAGGUUGUGUUUUGUCAAUGAAUAUUGUUUGUCUUUGAUGUAAUUUUUCUUUUGUACAUUUUUUUUAUUUUUUUUUUAGACUAUGCCUUUCCGUACAUCAUUCUCGUAUUAUCUUUAAUAACUUUGGCUAUUUAUAUGUCUGCAUCAGAGAUUGAGGUAAGACCAAAUGUUCCUUUCACUGUCCUCCUAAUGCUAUAUUUACUGUUACAGUAACAUAAACCUGUUAUGGAAAUAAUCACUUACAUGAAAUCGCUCCCAUAUACUCUGAAUACACCAUAUAUCAGAAAGAAACAUGGUGUAUCCAAUGUAAAAUACAUUCUUUCACUCCCUUUUCCUGCAUUCCAGUCCACUUUGAUUGUUACUGUUUAACACCCUCCGCUCUGACUGCACGGACCCAAGCAGGACAAAUCUCCUCAGUGAUGUAGACAUGCUGGCUUCGUUGCUCAUGUCGGAACAUAGAGACGUCACGCCUUUCCUAUACUCCAUAGCCGACACUAAAAUCACCAAUUAGGGAGUUUCCAUAACAACCACAGCGCAUGCGUUGUGGUUCCUAUGGGUGCAAAGCAGAGGUCUUUUCUGCUCUCCUUUGUCAGUCAAUGCCGAAUGGAGAAAAACUAUUUUUAAAAACUGCUUGCACAAUGUAGAAAUAAAUCUUAUGCGCAAUCUAAUAAACAUAAGUUGUUUGAAGCUUGACAGGUUCCCUUUAAGGGACAUUGUAAGCACCAUAGCCAUGUAAUAUUGUUGGUGCUAAGAUACUAUCCUUUCUUUCAUUAAACUGACUAAACAGGACUUGGAGACAUGUUUUUAGCUUCAAUCAAAAUAUCAGGAAUGUAAAAUACCCUAUCAAAUUGUAUUAAGUGUCAGUGAUCACUAAAAUCUUUACAUAAAUCCAUAGUAAACAGUAACCUCCACAUAUUUCAUUACUUUGAUCUGACCAAGCUAUAGUGGGUGUAGAUCUAAUUGGCACUUUGGUGUGGUAUUACAUCGUAUUUUUUAAACCUCUCUGACAAUCAGAAUCUGUGAUUAGCUCAAUAGCUCCCAAUGUUCUCCUAUGCAGGAAAGACUAAAAGGUUUUUAGGACUUUAUGAUGUGCUCUUAUAAAAACAAGGUGAAAGUAAUAGAAUACACCAACCAUUCUGAUGAUGUAGGGGGCUUUUUUAUAAAAGCGAGAAGGUUUCUCCAACCAGCGAGCAGCACUGGUAUAACAGUAGAAGUACAUUGAUACAUCACUGAUCAAUGUACUUCUACUGUUAUACCAUUUUACUGUUUUUGUUUUUUUCAUUAGGUGGAAUUGUGUGAUUAUUCCAUGGGUGAUGUUUUAUUUCACACACUAUAAAUAUAUUAUCACUUUAUGAUUGCUAUUCUGUUACUGCAAGAAAUUAGCUGGUUCUGAGGUAGAUGCACACUAGCAGCUAUAGGAGAAAGUAUAGAAUCACCAGAAAAGAGUAUUAGUCCUAUCUGAUAGGUAGGAAGGUUAUAUAAUGGUCUCACAAAGAGGCAUGUAACUUCUCAAAUCCCAGUAGAUUAACCCACACCUAAGGUUAAAAAAUACUAAAAUGAAUAUAAAUAGCAAAGAGAAAAAAAUUCUUAAUAUAUCGGAUAAAGUUAUUCUCUAUGUGUAUAACAUUGUUGCAUAUCAUUUCAAUGUGUCACUAGAUUAACUUAUUUGCUCCUACUGGUUAGUUUUCCCUGCUUUUACAAUAGAAGGGAUUUCAGCCUUAUUCAAAUAGGAGCAUACAGCCUAAUGGACUCAAUAGACCUAUUUUGAAGCAUUCGGCUAGUUUUUACGUCCUAUAUAUAUUAAGGACUUUUUUAUUCUUUUUUUCUUUUAUUAUUCUUUAUUCAUAGAGACUAUCUUUAUAAAUCAAAGUGGUUUAAACGUCUUUCUGUUAAUAUUACUGUCAUUAUUUUAAACAUUGUAUAACGUUGUUUAGCGAAUUUACCCCUUCUGCAAUUUUUAUUAUUAAUUUUAUAUUUCACAUAAUUAAGUGAUGAUAUAUCCCCUUUAGAACGAUUAGUGGCAAUAACUAUCUCCUGGUACCAGCAAUUUGAUUUUUUUUCUCUUUGCUAUUUAUAUUCAUAGGAGAAAGUAUGAAUCAAAUAGACCCCCUGUGUAUGGUGGUGUGUGGUUUUCUAAAUUGGUCACACCAAGCACCAUUUACUACAAUCAUUACAGCGCUUGUAGUGCACAGGGUUCCCGGGCUUCAUAGCCCUUGUUUGUGUUAAACGGUUUACUGUUUUAAAAUAAAUACAAAAACCUGGAAGCUUUGAAAACUUCUAGUCAUGUACAUGCUAAUAUUCUUUUAUUUUUAAGUCUUUUAAGGAUCUCCUUGUGAAAAAGAAGCGUCUGGUUGUUCUUCUCAGUCACUGGCUAAUUCACGCCUAUGGCAUCAUCUCGAUUUCAAAGGUGGAGAAACUGGAACGGGACCUGCCCCUUCUUGCUUUGAUCCCAGGCCCUACACUCUUUUAUCUGCUUACUGCCAAAUUUACAGACCCUACAAGGAUACACCUGGAGGAGGGCAGCGGCCAUUAGCUCAUUAGCUGAGCAGCUUCUACAGGGACCCAGUAAGCUGUGACGGCAGCAGGACACAUUUUGUUUUUUUGCCAUAAUUUUUUUGCAAUAAUCUGAUAAGGCAGAUCUUUGCAUUGUUUGCUUUUGGAUGAUACAAUAGCAGCAGCAGAUUUGUUGCAGUCAUUCCAUCUUUAGUUCUACACAGGUAUUUUCUCCUUUUGUCAGAGGCUGGACUGAUGUAAUAUGUAGCGUUCUCAGGUAAGCAAGCCUAAGGCAGUAUUACAGAACACGUAGGACCAUGUACUGUGUAUGUAAUGUGCAGCUUGUGUUCUGUUAGGCCUUCUGAGAUGCAGGUUUACAUUGACAGGGUUAUUUAUUUAAGAUAAUUGUCAGGAAUUCAAAGCGAGUUUCAAAUGUAAAGCCAAAAUAGCAGAACUGGAAAAAUUCUGCUAAAUUAUUCCAGUUUGUCUGUUUUGCCAAAAUGUUAAAUUCACUUCGAAUUGCUGACAUUCCUCACCCGACAAAGUGAUAAAAGUAGUAAAAUACAACCCAUUGCUGCAUGUAAAAUCAUGAAUCCAUGUGGCUAAUCUUACACGUGAUUGGUGAAUGUUAGUGAAAGUAGUUUUUUUUUUUAACGUUACUAUUUAUUUGAAGAAUAUUUUUUAUUCAAUAUAAAGGAGGAAAGAAAAACAUAUAUAUUUCUAUUAGAAAGUCACUGUUGUAAAUUUGCUGUUUCCAUGAAAAAUAAAGCAAUUAACAAACAAAAUAUAUAUAGAAAUCUUUCAUCUGUUUCUGUUCAAUGCAAUGUAGCUUUCGGCUUUUACUGA
Messenger RNA from Pelobates cultripes (western spadefoot toad), 8729 nucleotides. The record is from the annotation of a GenBank genome assembly. NCBI's taxonomy places the organism in Eukaryota, Metazoa, Chordata, Amphibia, Anura, Pelobatidae.